UCGGCGGGCAGCGAGGAGCGCGGAGCAGGAGCCGGACGCGGCCGCCGCAGCCACCUGCGCGGCAGUCAUCAAGAUGUCAUGGCACCCCCAGUACCGGAGCUCCAAGUUCCGCCAUGUCUUUGGCAAACCAGCCAGCAAGGAGAACUGCUACGACUCCGUGCCCAUCACCCGCAGCGUCCACGACAAUCAUUUCUGUGCUGUGAACCCCCACUUCAUUGCAGUCGUGACUGAGUGUGCUGGUGGGGGGGCCUUCCUCGUCAUCCCCUUGCACCAGACGGGAAAGUUGGACCCCCACUACCCAAAGGUCUGCGGGCACAGAGGGAACGUCUUAGACGUCAAAUGGAACCCUUUCAAUGAUUUUGAGAUCGCCUCCUGUUCUGAAGAUGCCACGAUUAAAAUCUGGGACAUCCCCAAGCAGCUGCUGACAAAGAACCUCACAGCCUGCAAGAAGGAGCUGGUGGGCCACGCCCGCAGAGUGGGCCUGGUGGAGUGGCACCCCACGGCCGCCAGUAUCCUCUUCAGCUCCGGCUAUGACUACAAGGUGAUGGUCUGGAACCUGGAUACAAAGGAGGCUGUAAUCAUGAGCCCCGUGAAGACAAUUAACUGUCACCAAGACGUGAUCCUCUCCAUGUCCUUCAACACCAACGGCAGCCUGCUGGCCACUGCCUGUAAAGACCGCAAGAUUCGGGUUCUCGACCCCCGGGCAGGGGCCGUCCUCCAGGAAGCCAGCUAUAAGGGGCACCGCGCCAACAAAGUGCUAUUUCUGGGGAACUUGAAGAAGCUGCUGUCCACGGGCACAUCCCGAUGGAACAACCGGCAGAUGGCCCUGUGGGACCAGGAUGACCUCUCUGUGCCUCUCGCAGAGGAGGACCUCGAUGGCUCCUCAGGCGUGCUGUUUCCGUUCUAUGACUCGGACACCAACAUGCUCUACGUGGUGGGGAAGGGAGACGGGAACAUCCGCUACUAUGAGGUCAGCACCGACAAACCUCACCUGAACUACCUGACCGAGUACCGCUCCUAUAACCCACAGAAGGGGAUCGGUGUUAUGCCAAAGAGAGGUCUCGACGUGUCCUCCUGUGAGAUCUUCCGCUUCUACAAGCUGAUUACAACCAAAAGCCUCAUUGAGCCCAUAUCCAUGAUUGUACCCCGGCGGUCGGAAUCCUACCAAGAGGACAUCUACCCGCCCACGGCAGGUGCCCAGCCCUCUCUGACGGCCCAGGAGUGGCUCAGUGGGAUGAAUAAAGGGCCAGUCCUGAUGUCCCUUAGGCCUGGCUCCGAGCUGCUGAGCCCCCAGCCUCUGCCCCCAGAGAGACCCCUCUCCAAGCCCAGGGCCCACACCUCGCCUCGUCUCUUCAACCAGACAGAAAAGCUGGCUGCAGAAGACGGACGGAGGCCCCUCUCCCUGCUGGAGGAGAGAGCGCCACGGUGGGUGGCAGAACACAGACUGGAAGAGAAGAAAACUUGGUUCACAAAUGGCUUUGACAUCUUCGAAUGCCCCCCACCAAAGACAGAGAACGAGCUGCUGCAGAUGUUCUAUCGGCAACAAGAUGAGAUCCGAAGGCUCCGGGAGCUGGUGACCCAGCGUGAGGUCCAGGCCAAACAAUUGGAACUGGAGAUCAAAAACUUGCGGAUGGGCUCAGAGAGGCUCUGAGCAGGGUCCUCUGCCCUCCUCGCCCUCAGGGACACCACUCGGCUCACGGGGAGGUCCGGAACCAAACCACAGGUCCCCCGAGAACAGCCAGUAUUUCUGUAUUUUUUACCAGAGAUGAAACUCUUGGUCGCUGAAAGAUUCCAGUGGGACCUGGUGCCGAUUUUCUAUUUGCCUUCUUGAAACAACAGUGUCUGAAUUGACUCUUUUUAGAUGAUACCUUGCCUUCUGUUUAAUUGUUUUGAAGGGUCCACGGUAACUUCUCAAGGGGAAGAACAUUGUAGAAAGUUAGAGCUGGAAGGUCCUAGGAGGUGAACCUUCCUGUGGUUUUCAAACUGUGGUCCAAAGCAAGGGGGGAAGGCU
Molecule: messenger RNA, 2011 nt
Organism: Lipotes vexillifer (Yangtze River dolphin)
Lineage: Eukaryota; Metazoa; Chordata; Mammalia; Artiodactyla; Lipotidae
Gene: CORO2A
Product: coronin 2A
Exons: 12
Coding region: 74-1651 (525 amino acids)
Molecular function (GO): actin filament binding
Source: RefSeq, a predicted model, not a curated record